AAGUAGUCACUCUCAAUCUCAAUACAGUACACACUUGUGUCUGCUUGCAUCACUCUCUCUCACUCUCUCUCUCUUUUCUUCUUCCUCUCUACAAUAUCAGAAUAGAAAAUAUCUCUCUAUCUUUCCCUUUUUCCAUCUAUCUAUCUCUCUUUGACAUUUGUGUUUCUGAACUCCAUCCAUGGCUGCUCUGGUUCUCUAUCUUCUGAGUCUCCUCAUGGCUGGCCAUUGUAGUGCCACAUGGUGUGUGUGCAAAACAGGACUGAGUGACUCAGUGCUACAAAAGACACUAGACUAUGCUUGUGGGAAUGGAGCGGACUGUAACCCAACUCACCCAAAGGGUUCUUGCUUCAACCCUGACAAUGUUAGGGCUCACUGUAACUAUGCUGUCAAUAGCUUCUUUCAAAAGAAAGGUCAGGCUUCUGAGUCUUGUAAUUUCACUGGUACUGCAACUCCUACCACCACUGAUCCCAGUUAUUCAGGGUGUCCAUUCCCUUCUAGUGCAAGUGGCUCUGGAGGAAGCAGCACCACCGUGACGCCAGGCAAAAGCAGUCCAAAAGGAAGCAACACUAUCACCACAUUUCCUGGCGGAAACAGUCCAUACACUGGCACACCAACCACCGGAUUAUUAGGAGGCAAUGUCACUGAUGCUACCGGAACCGGGUUUAACCCGGAUUACUCAACCGAAAACAGCGGUUUUGCGCUCCUUAAGUCCAACACCUUCUUCCUCUUCUUGUCUUCUGUCUUGAUGAUGAUGCUCUGAAGAUGAUGGAUGUCUUUCCCUAGUUUACUGUUUUAAAGCCAAAAGUUAUGUACUUCUAGUUCAAUUCGGAUUUCGGUUCAUGCUUUUUAAUUUUUCGGUUUGUAGGAAAACAAUUAACAAUGUAAAACCAAAUCGCCUUGGUACGAAUUCGGUUUCGGUUCAAUAUCUUUGAUCUUU
Eutrema salsugineum is the source of this 937-nucleotide messenger RNA. RefSeq names its product PLASMODESMATA CALLOSE-BINDING PROTEIN 2. NCBI's taxonomy places the organism in Eukaryota, Viridiplantae, Streptophyta, Magnoliopsida, Brassicales, Brassicaceae. The transcript has 4 exons. The record is from RefSeq and is a predicted model, not a curated record. Bases 179 to 760 code for a protein of 193 amino acids.